Histoplasma mississippiense is the source of this 1836-nucleotide messenger RNA. RefSeq lists its product with no specific name. The record is from RefSeq and is a predicted model, not a curated record. Gene Ontology annotation, biological process: regulation of transcription by RNA polymerase II. Lineage: Eukaryota; Fungi; Ascomycota; Eurotiomycetes; Onygenales; Ajellomycetaceae. Gene Ontology annotation, molecular function: DNA-binding transcription activator activity, RNA polymerase II-specific; RNA polymerase II cis-regulatory region sequence-specific DNA binding. The transcript is spliced from 5 exons. Gene Ontology annotation, cellular component: nucleus. The coding region runs from base 1 to 1836 and encodes 611 amino acids.
AUGCAGUCUGCCAUCGAUAUGAAUUCAUGUCACCAUUCUUUCGCUCCCCAGGCAGGAAACGGCGUCGACGCUUUCAUUCAUCCACUCGCGUAUGUAAACCGAGACCUAAGUUACGACCCGCUACAUGUCGAUUCUCCUAUUAAUGGAGUAAAUGCGAAUAACCACAUUGGUCUGCUCCCUCACGGUAUCAGCUCAUCGACCCCUGGUGACAAUCGAACGAACCCGGGGAGUGAAAACUUUCGGUUCAAUGUCACUCUCAAGGCAGCCACAGCAAUGGUAAAAGACCCUGAUGAGAUACCCAUUACGUAUCUUAACAAAGGCCAAAUCUACACAAUGUCGGUUCUGGAUACAGCGCCAAUGACAUCAGGCGCACAGCUUUUGAAAUAUCGCACUUUUAUCCGCGUUUCUUUUGAGAAUGAUGAACAACGCUCAAAGCCAGCCAGUUGCUGGCAGUUAUGGAAGGAGCACCGUGGCUCCAACAAAGCUCAUCACCGCGAUGGAAAGCUUUUGGCGGUAGAACACGUGGACCCCAACCAAGGCGGACAUAUCAGACCAUCUCAAGUUCAGCUGGAAACAUCUAAUUUCGACGGGUUUUCUGUUAUCUGGUCCCCGAACCCUGCCAAUGGAAACCCAUGCUGCUCGAUAUUAGUUUGUUUCAAUUUCCUCUCUACCGACUUUAGGCAUCCUAGAGGCGCCAAGGGAAUUCCUGUUAGCCUAUGCGCCAAAACAGAGGUUAUAUCUACCGGCCAUGGAGAUCCACCUCUUGAAGACCGGCCCGAAGUAUGCUAUUGCAAGGUCAAGUUGUUUCGAGAUUCUGGUGCCAAGCGAAAGCUUUCCAAUGAUGUUGCACAUGUCAAGAAGCUUAUUGACAAGCUGAAACAGCAAAUCAGCCAAGCUGAACUCAGGUCUGGCUUCAACAGGAGAAAAAGAAGCGGCUCAUUUGUCAAAGGAAAGAUCACAAAGCAUAAAAGAGCGUGGUCUGGUGAAUUGAGCAAUGAUUCAGGGAAAUCAACUCAAGAAGAGGACCUUCAAAACAAGCUGUGCACAUUUGAAGACAUGUUUUCAUCUACUCGCCCUUUCAGUGCUCUCAAUUCGAAGGGCGAUGCCCAUGAUGACCCAGAUCUCUUCCCAGUCCACCUGGGAAUUACCGAUGAGGGAUUCUCGCACACGAUUGGGUGGGAGUCCCGAAACAAUGCGGACGCAUCCUCAAUAUCAUCUCAGCAUGUCUUAUCACCCACAACUAGCAACCAUUCGCUCAGCUCCUCUCAUAACUCCUUUGACCCCAAGACAGGUUUUCCUCACCAGCCACAAGUCUAUGAGGCCUCCCGUCACGACUCGAUGGAUUGGUCCAGCAUUUCCCAACCAGAUUCCGAUAGCCUACAGCAUAUUAGGAACGACAUGAAUUCAUUUCACCAUUCUCCCCAGGCAGGAAGCGGCGUCGACGCCUUCCAUCAUCCACCCGCAUAUGUUCCGAGCAGUUUCGUAAACCGAGACCCAAGAUAUGACCCACUACAUGUCGAGAAUUCUCCUAUUAAUGGAGUAAAUGCGAAUAACCACAUUGGUUUGCUCCCUCACGGUAUCAGCUUAUCGACCCCUGUUGACAAUCGAACGAACCCGGGGAGUGAAAACUUUCGGUUCAAUGUCACUCUCACUAAUGCCUUCAGCGCCAGCGCCCAUCCCAAUGAAGAUUGGACAAAGAUAUCGGACUUGGCUGAACGACGGCGCAUACAAAAUCGAAUUGCUCAACGGAAGUACCGCAAAAAGCUAGAGCAACAACAUGUUGAGCGUUUCAUAAAUUUCCUAGGGCUUACGAGUGGAAAAGGCGGGAAUGAAUGA